Panicum virgatum (switchgrass) is the source of this 2962-nucleotide messenger RNA. RefSeq names its product phytosulfokines 1-like. The transcript has 2 exons. Lineage: Eukaryota; Viridiplantae; Streptophyta; Magnoliopsida; Poales; Poaceae. Bases 2323 to 2646 code for a protein of 107 amino acids. The record is from RefSeq and is a predicted model, not a curated record.
CCUACACUUCCAUCGUAGUAUCUUUGGGUCACUAGGAAUGUGAUGUUUACCGUAAAGAAAAAAAAAGUUUCUCUACUCCAUCCAUCCUAAAAACUAAAAAGAAUACCAGCUAAGAUUUUUAAUUUUGUACCGUAGAAAAUUGCAAUCCUGAAUUUUAGAGCAGCAAGUGGGGCCCACCGUAAUGAAACUCACGACCACAUCUGCUCAGUUCUCCACAGCCACAGUUUCUUCGAAAAAGUUCUCCACAGCCACACACAUUUUUCAUUUUUUUUCCUUCCCUUCCCUUCCCUUCCUCGCCUCCUCCUCAUCCGCAUCUAAUCGUCUUCUCCCCUCCACUGCUAUGGCUGGUGGUGAUGGUGGGCCCAUCAAGUGGCAUGGCAGCGGGAUCCGCGGUCGCUGAGUUGGUUUUCAGCUGUGAUCCUCAUUGCCUCAGUUUUUAGCUGAUGUAAAACAGUUUUCAGUGACGCCAAUGGCUGAUUUCUUCCAUCUAGAUGCACGAGAGACCUUUCAAUACACAAAUGAGCAAGAUAUGGAUGUGAUUAAGCUGGCUAAACGCCUUUUGUCAUCCACAAUUGCCAGUGCCUUCAGCUUUUAGAGCAUGCAGCCAUGUCUGUUGUGACGAUUGCAAGGUCAAAUUGAACUAAAAUAAGUGGAAAACAGCAUCACCAAGAGCAAGAGCAAUCGCGUGGCGAAAUUGUGAAUGUCGCCGCGCCUUGCUAAGAUUAGCAGUAAGGGAAACCAAAAGUAUAAUGACCUACCUAGGAUUGCGACGCGCAAUCCCGUUUGCAGCAUACUACUACAUGGUAAGCAGGCGUGGGGGAUUAUAAAGGUGUAACAGUCCAUUAACACUUGAAAGGGAAGCCAUAUCUACUAUCUAGUACAAAAUGGACACUGAGUACACGAUGAUGGCGGGUUAACAAUAAGUUAAAUCAGCAUUAGGAGUCGCAGUUUGUUUACUUCUUUCUUCCCUUUGCUUACUAGAUAGUACUUCCUCCGUUCAUAAAACAAAUUAUGGGAUCCGUGGUCAAAAUAGUUCAGGUUUGAUCAUAUUUAUAGUAAAUAGUAUUAGCGCUUAUGUCUCCGUAUAAAUUAAUUAUGAAAAUAUAUUCUGUAACUAAUCUAAUGAUGUUUAUUUUGUACACGAAUGUUAUUACUUUUUUAUAUACCUAAGUUUAAAGUGUUUGAUUUAUCAAAAGUGAGAGUUGCAUUCUUUAGUGGAUGGAAGAGUAGUACAUCUUACAAUGGAUCAGACGUGCCCAAACAUGCUCCACAAUCUACACUCACGACACGUGUGGAUGCAUGGACAUGUGCUCGUUUGGUUUCCCGCGGGAAAGGCACCGGCGUCCCGUACCCCAAGACCAUGUCCAGCCGCUUGCCAUCCCCUGCGAGGCUGCGAGGGAGAAGGGGAAUGGAAGCUCGCGCCUCGCGCUCGGGCGGCCACAGCCCCCCGCGCCCGGUUUGAGGCUUUGACUUCGGAUCGGAGCCCAUCGACCAGAGACAGCCCAGCCACUCCGCCGCGCGCCUCCCGGCGCCGAGGUCUCCCUCUCUCCCCUGCGAACGGAGGUCAAAUGGCCCGGGCCCCGACGCCAUUUACUCGCGCGUCUCAGCGCCCCUUGCUCGUGUCUCCCUCGCUCGCUCAUUUCCUCCCCCUGGUCAACCGCGCCGCUAAAUUUUUUCCCUCUCGCCUUGGUCUGUGGGUACGCCUCGUUUCCGGGUCGUGUCCUGGCAGUGGCAAGAUGCUCGGUGACGGUGCGUGAGAAAGUUGCAAAAGUCAAACAUGAACAAUGGUGUUUCGCCGGGUAGAUGGGCUACCGGAUCGUUUCGGAUGUCGAUUCAGUUCUAGUCUGAGUACAACGUCCAGUUUCUUUGGACAUGGCAGCAUCGCAAGUCUAAAAAUCCAUUCAGCAUCGCAAGUAGUAUUGGCUUAGAAUAGCUGAGUUCUAGUAGUUCGAUCAGCUAAAACUCUGAAUAACUUUAGCGGAUCCAGGCAGAUUAUUGGGGGUAAUCGGGCUAACCUACCUAUCGGAUCAGAGUCCGCACAGCAGAUGUUUUAGCACCCCGAGGCGGUGAUGCACACGCACCAUUUUUUGUUUUGUUUUACCAGCUAGUACUAUCUCAUCGGGGCAAGGGCAUGCGCAUGGCGCAUGAGAGGUGUUCUCCCAAGAAACCCCAUCGUCUAGCUGGCUUAUAUAUGUGUAUCUUCCUCCAGCUUCUGUUGGCCACGGCAGCAACGCAGUGGGGAGGGAAAGAGCUAGAGAGAUCCGAUCAAGCAGGCAGCCGUCACAGCGUAGCGAUCGUUCGCGUCCUCUCUGACAGGAAACAAUGAUCGUGCACGGGAGGAGAACGGCGGCCAUGACGCUGCAGGUCUGCCUUCUGUGCCUGCUGGUGGCUCCUCCCCUGCUGGCGAAGGGCGCUCGGCCGUCCAGGAAGCUCCUGUGGACGGCGCAGGAGGAGCCGAGCCACGGCGGCCUCGGCAGCCACGGCACUGGCGCCGCCGCAUCCGCGACCCCGGAGCCGUGCAGCGGCGGCGCCAGGGGUUCAGGGAGCAGAGCAAGUGCAGGCACGGGCGAGGCGCAGUGUGAUACGGUGAGAUGGGCAGAAAUUCACACGGAUUACAUCUACACCCAAGAUGUCAAGCACCCGUAAGCUGGUGUAGCUAGAUAAGCUAAGGUGCUGGCUCGUGAUCGAUGCCAAGUUUCUGAACGCCAGUUUUGGUUGGACUUUGGAGGCGUUUAGCAGUGCUGUACGGGGCGUGUAUGAUUAUUAAUUAAUUACUCAGUAACUAGUAGUAUUUCAGUAAAGCUUUGGCACUCAUGCCAGCUAGACAUCGUCGUAGUAGUUCGUUUAGUAGCACCAUCCCAUGCAAAACCCUUGUAAUCUAACCAGCUUCCAGUUCUUAUUAGAAGGAUGUGUGUUCCUUUGUAAUUUACCGAGAAUAUUAAUUAAGCAUGCGUCUUCUUUA